UCCAAAUACGAGGAUGCACAUGUUGUGAAUCUAACCUGAUCUAACCUCUGACGUAUUCAUUUUAUAAUUAGGAUUUUAUCUUAGGAGGCACAAUGGCUAAAUCACAUGGCACCACUAAAGCCCCGCGAAAGCAGGGCUUUAAUCGUUCAGGGCACAGCAUGAAUCCUGAACGUCCUACAGAAGGAUUGAAAGGAGUGGCUAAGGUUCGGACAAAGGCAACAAUUAAAAGAUUGCAGAUGUAUCGCAAUCAGAAACCGAAACGUAAUCGUUCUGGAAAGAUCAUCAGCCCAGCGCCCUUCCAAGGCUGGAACACUCCUGGAACUAUGUCCCGGGUGGAACCAUCUAGGAGAUGGUUUGGUAAUUCCAGAGUCAUCUCGCAGAACGCUCUGCAAAAAUUCCAGAAUGAAUUGGGAACCGCAAUGAAGGAUCCCUAUAAAGUUGUCAUGAAACCGACUCAAUUGCCUGUAACUUUGCUUCAGCAAAAGGCAGCAAACACAAGGGUGCAUUUGUUAGAUACGGAGAGCUUUGAAAAUGUCUUUGGUCCAAAGAAGAUUCGAAAGAGACCAAAUUUGACGAUAACGUCGUACGACGAGUUAAAGAAGUCUGCGGAGGAGAAGGAAGAUACUUACAACAAAGAGAAGGAUUCCAAGGAUUAUGACCUCGUUCGCGAAGACACUGGGGUAAAGGAUACUCCCAGAGAGUGGAUCAUGGAAGCGGGACAGAGUAGGAGGAUAUGGAACGAGCUGUACAAAGUUAUAGACUCCUCUGACGUCAUUCUGCAGAUUUUGGAUGCGAGAGAUCCGAUGGGGACCAGGUCUCCCCCUGUGGAGAAGUAUCUGAAGACCGAGAAGCCUCACAAGCAUUUGAUAUUUAUCCUGAAUAAGGUGGAUCUGGUACCAACCUGGGUUACGCAAAGAUGGGUGGCGAUCCUGAGCAAGGAAUAUCCCACGGUCGCCUUUCACGCUUCCUUGACGCAUCCCUUCGGCAAGGGCUCCCUUAUAAACCUGCUGAGGCAGUUUGCAAAGUUGCACGUCGACAAGAAACAGAUCAGUGUGGGCUUCGUAGGGUACCCCAAUACAGGAAAGAGUUCCAUUAUAAACACCCUGCGCUCCAAGAAGGUCUGCAAAGUGGCGCCCAUAGCUGGAGAGACGAAAGUGUGGCAGUACAUAACUCUCAUGCGUCGUAUCUAUUUAAUAGAUUGUCCAGGUGUGGUUUAUCCUUCAACUGAAACAGAUACGGAGAAGGUGCUGAAGGGGGUCGUGAGGGUGGAGCUCGUUCAGAACCCGGAGGACUACAUCCCCGCCGUUCUAGAGAGAGUGAAACCCGAGUACAUGCGUAAAACGUACAAGGUAGACAAGUGGGAGGACCACGUCGAUUUCCUGGAGAAGCUGGCGCGUCGAAGUGGCAAGCUCUUGAAGAAGGGAGAGCCUGACAUCACUAUCGUAGCUCGUAUGGUGCUGAAUGAUUGGCAACGUGGCAAAUUGCCAUUCUACGUUCCACCGGUAGGCUUUGAGGAACCACUAUCCACAGUACAGGUGACUGAAAAGGAGACAGUUGUUAGUGGGGAUAGCUGUUUGGAUAAGGAUGCACCAAGUGUCGCUGAUGAAGCUACUGAAAGUAGCCCACCUUCAACUGAGUCAACGCAAAAUCAAUUAAGGGUGACGCAAGAUUUUCAGAGAAUACGUGUUGGAUUGGAUUAUUCUGGUGAUGAUGUCAGAAAGGAUUUGGAGGAAGCAUCACCUAAAAUUCCCCUGAAGAUUGAUGAUGAUGAUGAUGACGACGAUGACGAUGACGAUGACGAUGACGAUGACGAUAAUGAUGAUGAUGAUGAUGAUGAUGAUGACGAUGAUGAUGAUGAUGUUCAAGAUAAUGAUCAGAAUAUGGUUGAUAAGGAAACAAAGUCCAAUGUGGACGACGAAGACGACAACUUGAGGCAGAGUGCAUAUGAUGUUGCGGACCAUGAAGAUGAUUCCAGCGACAACGAAAUAACCACUUCCAAGGUGUCUUCGAAUACUGUCUCGUCGAUGUCCUCCGCGAACAAAGCAAAAAGCGAAAAAUUAACGAGUAAACAGCGAAGAGCCAUCGAACGCGCGAAUAAGAGGAAAAAGAUAGGAAGCAAUUUCUACGAAGUUACAAAUGUGAAGAAUAAAAAUAGAAACAGGAAGGUCCCCAAGGUCAAGAGAAGGUGAAUCAAUUUCUAGAAUAAAUUAAGGCUCCUUGCCGACCAUGUUGGAAUUAUGACAAAAGCGAGAAAACACAUGUUAAAAAUUCUUAGGUGCCAUUUCGAGAAAUAAAAAGAUAUUUCAAAAACUA
Molecule: messenger RNA, 2313 nt
Organism: Nylanderia fulva
Lineage: Eukaryota; Metazoa; Arthropoda; Insecta; Hymenoptera; Formicidae
Gene: Ns2
Product: nucleostemin 2
Cellular component (GO): nucleolus
Molecular function (GO): GTP binding
Source: RefSeq, a predicted model, not a curated record